Molecule: messenger RNA, 1118 nt
Organism: Lecanosticta acicola
Lineage: Eukaryota; Fungi; Ascomycota; Dothideomycetes; Mycosphaerellales; Mycosphaerellaceae
Source: the annotation of a GenBank genome assembly
AUGUCUCAAACUGUCACAACGCAGGCCGAACGAGGACUCUCUAUCGCUCACGAAGGCACCGAUGACCGCGACCGACCUUUGCCAGAGGUACCCGUCUUCGACAAUGCGACCGCCAUUGCUGAGCAGAUUGUUCAGGGUCUGAUCAAAGCCGGUGGUUGCGUUGUGAAGAGCAUUGUAUCUCCAGACGCUCUCGCUGAGAUCGAGAAGGACACGAGGCCCUACCUGGAUGCAGACACCGAGUGGUCCGGCGACUUCUUUCCUAAGGUACGCUGUACUGCGGAACGAAGUAUUGCGCGAACCUUCCAGCAGCAGCUAACAGCUGCAUCCGUUUUACUAGGAGACUCGUCGUGUCAAUGGCUUGGCCGCCAAAUCGAAGGCGUUCAUGCAAAGCAUCGUCCGCUACUCUCUGUAUCAAGAGGUAUGCAAGACGCUUCUUUCCAGUUCUGUGAAGAGUUGGUUGGGCGAAGAGGAGCGCAUUCCAAGUACUUCGAAACCGCAACUCAAUAACACAAUCAUCUUCUCGAUCGGGCCGGGCGCUCGUGCUCAGGGCUUGCACCGGGAUGACAUGAUACAUCACAACUUGACCAGGCGCAUGACUGCCGGAGACUACAAGAUUGGCCAAGACACCGGCAUUGGCUUCUUCGUUGGAGCAAAGAAGACCACGAGGCAGAAUGGGGCCACCCGGUUCAUUCCUGGCUCACACUUGUGGGAUGCCGAUACACCUCCGCGCGAGAGUCUCGCGCACUAUGCGGAGUUGGAACCGGGCGACGGGUUUAUCAUGCUGUCUUCUUGUUAUCAUGGUGGAUCCGCCAACACGACUGAGAACGAAGAGAGGCUGGUCUACAGCUGUUUCAUGACGAAAGGCUAUCUGCGACAGGUAUGUACUUGACCUUCCGACGUUGUACAAAACGCGUUGGCUAACUCUGCGCUCUCCCUAGGAAGAGAAUCAGUAUCUUAACAACGAUCGGGAGAAGCUGAGGGAGAUGUAUGCGGACGACGUCGACAUGCUGAAGUUAAUUGGUUAUGAUCUCAGUGCGCCUUUCUUGGGCUGGAUAGAAGGGGGCAACCCGAUUAGGGCUCUUCUGAAGGACCACGCGGCGAACGAGGACAUGUAUUGA